Molecule: messenger RNA, 1215 nt
Organism: Tetrahymena thermophila SB210
Lineage: Eukaryota; Ciliophora; Oligohymenophorea; Hymenostomatida; Tetrahymenidae
Product: tRNA (guanine(37)-N(1))-methyltransferase
Exons: 1
Biological process (GO): tRNA N1-guanine methylation
Cellular component (GO): nucleus
Molecular function (GO): tRNA binding
Source: RefSeq, a predicted model, not a curated record
AUGAACUAAGAAACAUAAUAGAAAAUGGAAGUAUCAGAUAAAGUAGAAAAGGAGAAUUCUAUAGGAGAUGAACAUGAAGAUGAAAACCAAGAUUUAGUAGAAGAUUUAUUAUUUGGAGAUAUAGAAUUUGAGAGUAAAGAAUUCAAAAUAGAGAGAUUAUCUCAUAGCUAAAAAAAAUUAUAAUAAUAUCAUUAGCAUUUGCAAAAACAUACUGAUAAGGAAUUUUUAAAGGAUAAAUGGAAUCAAAGAAAGAAAAGAGUUAAUAAGCGUUUAGAUGGAUUGUCAAAUGAUGAAAAAUUCUAAGAAAGAUGCAAACGUAAAGAAGAAAUCGAAUAAGAAAGAUUAAAUAUGAUCAAAGGCUACGAAAGUGGUAUUCCAUUGAUUAUUGAUAACUCUUUUGAGUAGUAUAUGACAUUUAGAGAAAUACGUUCUUUGGCCAUACAAAUUUCAUAAACAGUUUUUGCUUAGAGAAAAAAUAAAAAUCCCUUUUAGGUGAAUGUCUGCAACGCUUCUUAAUAAUUGAAGGAUUGCAUGAACACACAAAUUUUCAAAAAGUUGCCUUUUAAUGUAUAUGAACAAGAUAUUUUAGAAAUUGAAAGGUUUAAAGGAAAAGAAGCAAAUAUGAUUUAUUUAUCACCUGAUAGCGAAAAUGAGCUAGAAACUGUCGAUCCUAGUGGGAAUACAAUUUAUAUAGUAGGAGGUUUAAUAGAUAGGACAGUUAAGAAAUGGGCUAGUUAUGAUAGAGCAAAUUCUAUGAAUAUCAAAUCAGCUAAAUUGCCUAUUAAUUAAUACUUAAGUGAUCUUACUAGGAGAGCCUUAAAUAUAGACACUGUGACAGUCAUGAUGGGAUUAGCAAUACAUCUUAAUUUUGAUUGGAAGACUACCACUUUGACUGUUUUAGGAAAUAGAAAAAUUAAUGAAGACCUUAAAGAAGAACAAAAGCAAGUAGUUUUAGAAGGAGUUGAAAAGCUUGGCAGUUCUAAACUUGAUAAAAGUUCACAUCUCAUUGAUAUAUAAAAAUCUAUUGAAUCAAGGCUAAAAAAAUAAAACAAAUAAAUAUUAAAUGACGAUUAAAAAAAUUAAUAAAACUCAAAUAACAUUUCUUAAAAUGAAAGUAGUAGUUUCAACUAGCUUGAUUAAAUAGAAAAGUUGUAAAUAACUGAAAAUUUAAAUUAAGAAAACAGCGAAAAAACAGACAAGCAAAACCAUGAAUGA